CUUCGCACAAAACACCCAGCUUUUCGUUGACUUCACCGCUCAGAUACCCUCUGCGAUCGUCCACUGCAGCACAUCCCUCACGUUCAGGUCCCCGCACCCAUCAUCCCCCACGUACACCACCCAACCCCCGCUCCACCACCAUGACGACACAUCGCGAAGGAAAUUUCGUCGAAGGCCUCUGGGUCGAAAAAAACCCCCUCUCCAGCGACAUUGCGCCAGCAGUCCCCGAGGUCGGGUGCACGUCCGCCCCGCUGGAGUCAAUGGCGUUCCAUUUCGCCUCGUACUGCAAGAAGUACAAUGACGAUUAUGUGUUGUGCAAGAAUGAGAGCCAGGAUCCCAAGCAUUGUUUGAAGGAGGGGAGGAAGGUUACGAGAUGUGCGCUUGACCUUAUCAAGAAACUGAAAGACAACUGCGACAAGGAAUGGACCCAGCACUGGGAAUGCCUAGACAUGAACAACCACCACCUCUUCCAAUGCCGGCCUCAGGAGAAGGCCUUCAACGAUUGUGUUUUCAAGAAACUGGGCAUAACGAAGGUCAUACCCGAGACACCAGAGGGACAAACACCGGUGCAUUUGAAGGAGAAGCCUCUUUACAAAUAGAACCCGAUUACACUGUUGAAGAAUAGACUGGGACUUCAUGGGAGUUAUUACGUAUGGAGACUGGCGAUGUGUGAGUCAGAUGGACGAUGAAUGGAUGCGGCGCCUUCGUUCAACGCAGUUUGGUGUCGCGAGAACUUUGCGAUGGAUUGGUCAAAUGGGGGGCGGAUUCGAGUGGAGAGGUGGAAUCUCGACUAUGUGAAGGAUUAGAAGGACUGCGGAUAUUCUCACCAACGGCAAAAUAGAUCGCCGAGCACAUGAAAGCUCGCAUAUCCUUACAUCGGCCCUCGCUUCAUGAGCAGAUUGGCGUGCCACUUGCAGAUUGAGCACGUCAGAAAUCUUGCAGGUUGCGGAAAGUCAUUUGCGUGGACCUCAACGCAAGACAGAUU
Messenger RNA from Fimicolochytrium jonesii, 985 nucleotides. RefSeq lists its product as uncharacterized. NCBI's taxonomy places the organism in Eukaryota, Fungi, Chytridiomycota, Chytridiomycetes, Spizellomycetales, Powellomycetaceae. The transcript has 3 exons. Gene Ontology annotation, biological process: mitochondrial electron transport, NADH to ubiquinone. The record is from RefSeq and is a predicted model, not a curated record. Bases 141 to 599 code for a protein of 152 amino acids.